Pseudocercospora fijiensis CIRAD86 is the source of this 2274-nucleotide messenger RNA. RefSeq names its product choline kinase. Gene Ontology annotation, biological process: phosphatidylethanolamine biosynthetic process; phosphatidylcholine biosynthetic process. Gene Ontology annotation, molecular function: choline kinase activity; ethanolamine kinase activity. The transcript has a single exon. Gene Ontology annotation, cellular component: cytoplasm. Bases 1 to 2274 code for a protein of 757 amino acids. The record is from RefSeq and is a predicted model, not a curated record. Lineage: Eukaryota; Fungi; Ascomycota; Dothideomycetes; Mycosphaerellales; Mycosphaerellaceae.
AUGUCGCCUACAGCUGUGUCAAUCUCUCGGCGUACUGAGACCAUCUCGCCUCUGAUUCUUGGACAGCAGAAGAGCGUCGACGAUUUUCAGAUUGGCAGCAAUGGGACCAAGCUACCACAGGUGAAGAGUCCGAAGGAUAAGCGCCUCUCCGGCAGACCAUCACUGGUGUCCAGUCCGUCGUUGAAGUCCUCUCAAGCACCACUGGAUGGCACGGCACCAGACGACAAUGAGCAAACUACCGCUCGGAAUGAGGCACACGGCCACCAUGAAUCGCUCGAUCAUCUCGUUGACCAGAUAUCCGCGUGGAUCCUCGAGAAGCGGGACAAACGACACCGACGUAAGGCAAAUCGUGCUGCACGCAAGGCUGCGGAAGCCGAGAUAGAUGCCAUCCGCACUUCAGAGAGGCGCCAUUCUGAUGCUUCGGAUGAAUCUGUGGAUCUUGAAAAACUCGAACGCAUUGUCAAACAGAACCUGAACUUCCGAAAGCCUUCAAUGCGAAGAGGCUCGAUUCUGAGGAGCAAGACUUCUAUGCGCAGACUGCUCCGAAAGCAAUCUAGCGCUUCCGAUUCGGAAUACCUCGAUGGCGAGAUCGUUGUGCCAACGUGUGAUGUAUGUCUCGACAAUUCGAAGACCCUGGCUUACUCUGGUGGCGGUGGUGCCUCCGACCUGUCUUCGGAUGAGGAGAGCCCGGAGCUCAAACGAGGUGCUUCGAUCCGUGACUACGAUGCAUGGGCAAAGUUCAAGUUCGAGAUUGUGCGACUCGCACAAACCUUGCACAUCAAGGGCUGGCGAAAAGUGCCAAUGGAAAGGAGUGCAGGUAUCGAAGUGCAGCGGCUGAGCGGUGCUCUGACGAAUGCUGUGUAUGUGGUCUCGCCACCAUGCGAUCUGGAGCUCGCGAAACAAGAUGAGGCUGGCAAUGUCGUGAAAAUCCGCAAGCCGCCACCAAAGCUUCUACUCCGUAUCUAUGGUCCGCAAGUGGAGCACUUGAUCGACCGUGAUGCCGAGUUGGCCAUAUUACGACGUCUUGCUCGGAAGAAGAUCGGGCCGCGACUCCUAGGUUGUUUCGCCAACGGUCGCUUCGAGGAGUUCUUCCAUGCCAAGCCUCUCACUCCAGAGGAAUUGAGAUGUCCCGACACCAGUCGCCAGAUUGCAAAGCGCAUGCGAGAGCUUCAUGAUGGUAUGGAACUUCUUGAGCAGGAACGCGAUGAUGGGCCUUUCGUUUGGCGGAACUGGGACAAAUGGCUAGACCGUGUCGAGCAGAUUGUUACAUGGAUGGACGAGCAGGUCAAGCAGCUGGAGCCUGGCACCAAGCCAACUGGAUCCAAGACUUGGCUGCGAAGAGGACACAUCUGUGGUCUGCCUUGGCCAGAGUUUCGUGCUGUGGUGGAGAAGUAUCGUGACUGGCUCACAUCCCAGUACGGCGGUGCCAAGCAGAUGCGAGAGAAGUUAGUAUUUGCGCACAACGAUACGCAGUACGGCAACAUCCUUCGCAUGGUGCCGACGGGCGAGAGUCCACUUCUUCUGCCGGCCAAUACGCACAAACAGCUGGUCGUGAUCGACUUCGAAUAUGCGAGUGCCAAUACCAGGGGUCUGGAAUUUGCCAACCACUUCACCGAGUGGGGAUACAACUACCAUGACGAGAAGAAGCCAUACGCGUUUCUGCCGCAAAUGUACCCAACACCAGAAGAGCAAGAUCGAUUUAUCCGAUCAUAUGUGAGGCACCGACCGCAAUUCAAUGUCUCUACGCCCAAGAUGGCCCCAGCCGAUCCCGAGACGCCGGGUGAUGUGUCUAGGAGACCAACUACCAGUAUCUCGGAUUUCAUGCUUGACGCCAGGAAUCCGCAGCAGCCAUCGCCUGCCCAAACAUCCUUGUCAGAAGAAGAGAUGGCUCGGAAAGCAGCAGAAGAUGGAGCAGUCAAGCGACUUAUGGAAGAGACUCGCUGGUGGAGACUGGCGAAUUCUGCUCAAUGGGUGGCCUGGGGUCUCGUACAGGCCAAAGUACCAGGCAUGCCAGCCUUUGAUGCCACAACUCCAGAUCCUCAACACGAGGGAGAGAGUGCAGAGGAGCUGCUUGGUGAAGGGCACGAAUUCUACAAGGAGAUGGUCCAGAAGCAGCAGGGAGAGGAUGUCGAAGAGGAAGAGGAAUUCGACUACCUCGGAUAUGCUCAGCAUCGUGCCAUGUUCUUCUGGGGCGAUGCGAUACAACUAGGUCUGGUGAAGCCUGAAGAUCUGCCCGAGGAGAGCAGGGAGAAGAUCAAGAUGGUUCCGUACUAG